UCUUUUUCAGCUUCAUUUUGGAUUAAAAAUGUGCGAUCAGACCUUUCUCGUUAAUGUAUUUGGCUCCUGUGACAAAUGUUUCAAACAACGGGCUCUGAGACCAGUUUUCAAGAAAUCUCAACAGCUCAGCUACUGUUCAACAUGUGCAGAAAUCAUGGCAACCGACGGGCUGCACGAGAGCCAGACCCUGGCGUCGCUGAAGAGCGAGGCCGAGAGCCUCAAGGGCAAACUGGAGGAGGAGCGGGCCAAGCUGCACGACGUGGAGCUGCACCAGGUGGCUGAGCGGGUGGAAGCUCUGGGGCAGUUUGUCAUGAAGACCAGGAGGACCCUCAAAGGCCAUGGGAACAAGGUUCUCUGCAUGGACUGGUGCAAAGAUAAGAGGAGGAUCGUGAGCUCUUCCCAGGAUGGGAAGGUGAUCGUGUGGGAUUCCUUCACUACUAACAAGGAGCACGCAGUCACCAUGCCCUGCACGUGGGUGAUGGCCUGUGCGUACGCCCCGUCGGGAUGCGCCAUUGCAUGUGGUGGUUUGGAUAAUAAGUGUUCUGUGUAUCCACUGACGUUUGACAAAAAUGAAAACAUGGCUGCCAAAAAGAAGUCCGUCGCUAUGCACACCAACUACCUGUCAGCCUGCAGCUUCACCAACUCAGACAUGCAGAUCCUGACAGCAAGCGGCGACGGGACGUGUGCACUGUGGGAUGUGGAGAGCGGGCAGCUGCUGCAGAGUUUCCACGGACACGGGGCUGACGUGCUCUGCUUGGACCUGGCCCCAUCAGAAACGGGCAACACCUUCGUGUCUGGGGGAUGUGACAAGAAAGCCAUGGUGUGGGACAUGCGCUCCGGCCAGUGCGUGCAGGCCUUUGAAACACACGAAUCUGACAUCAACAGUGUCCGGUACUACCCAAGUGGAGAUGCCUUUGCUUCAGGAUCAGAUGAUGCUACGUGUCGCCUCUACGACCUCCGGGCAGACAGGGAAGUCGCCGUCUACUCCAAAGACAGUAUCAUAUUUGGAGCAUCCAGUGUGGACUUCUCCCUCAGUGGGCGCCUGCUGUUUGCUGGAUACAAUGAUUACACCAUCAAUGUCUGGGAUGUUCUGAAGGGGUCCCGAGUCUCCAUCCUGUUCGGACAUGAAAACCGCGUUAGUACUCUCCGAGUCUCCCCUGAUGGGACUGCUUUUUGCUCAGGAUCAUGGGAUCAUACCCUAAGAGUCUGGGCCUAAUCGUCUCCUCACAAUGCACACAUACGCACCUGAGGGUAGAAUUUGAAACCGCCAAAUGGAAAUAGAUCUUCUUCUAGAGGACCUGAGGGUUAUUGCGAUGUAGCUUAAAGGAGCCCAGACCGAUAUUACUUUUAAAACAACCACCCCUGGAAAGAUCUGGUGUGGGCCUUCAGCACUAGAACACCUUCAAGUCCAGUGUUUUGCAUUUUGAACACUUUUUAAAAUGUAUCCAUUUUUAAGGUUAUUCUAAUCAUAUGGUCUCCACGCGUUCUAUUACCACACGGAUUCAGCAUUUAAUAAAUCCCCUAGUACUUCCUUGAACCACAUUUGUUUUCAGAGCACUCUAAAAUCUGAUUCUUCUCAGGGUGCCCUGUGCCUUUUGGAACUUUCCUCUAGAAGUGCUGACCUUAACAGACCGCACGAGGCAGACAGUGUUGAGGGGUCUGUGAUAGAAGAAAAUUCAAAUUCUGAACGUAAUCAGACACAAUCCCUUUUGAAAAUACGUUUUUAUUGUAAAAGUCUCUUUUUCAGUCUCGCAUUGUCUUUUUUCAGGUCAAAUAUUUCCCUCUGUGUGAACUGUCACAAAUAGAGGAGAGAUGCACAUAGAGUGGACGGGAUGUUUGCUUUAGGACUUCUGUGAUGAUGUGACGGCUCCCUUGGAUGGGAUAUUUCCUGUCAUUUGAGGGAAAAGCUGAAUGCUGUUUGUGACACAAAGGCUCCUCAGAGCAAAACCUUUCUGUGUGGGAACACAGACAGUACACUUAUUUAAAAACCUG
Lontra canadensis (Northern American river otter) is the source of this 1992-nucleotide messenger RNA. It is a transcript of the gene GNB5, whose product is annotated as G protein subunit beta 5. Gene Ontology annotation, cellular component: heterotrimeric G-protein complex; cytoplasm. Gene Ontology annotation, biological process: G protein-coupled receptor signaling pathway; G protein-coupled dopamine receptor signaling pathway. The transcript is spliced from 12 exons. The coding region runs from base 29 to 1216 and encodes 395 amino acids. The record is from RefSeq and is a predicted model, not a curated record. Lineage: Eukaryota; Metazoa; Chordata; Mammalia; Carnivora; Mustelidae. Gene Ontology annotation, molecular function: protein binding; signaling receptor complex adaptor activity.